CCGACAUCACUUUGACCAGAAGAAGAAAAUUAUCGGCGUUAGUGGUAUACACAUUUUUUAAUAAAGAAAAUAAAUUUAUAAAUAUUUUAACCAAAAAUAAUAAUAAAGUCAUACAAAAUGAUAAAGCAAGAAAUUCAAAAUAAUUCCCCUGAAAAAGAAAAUGGACAGGGCUCCAGACCAGCUGCAGAUGACCAUUUGCGUAAAAUGUUUUUGGGCGGUUUGUCACCCAAUUCAACAGAGGAUACUGUGCGCGCUUUCUACAGUCAAUUCGGUGAGGUCAUUGAUGUGAUUAUAAUGCGUGAUCCCACAACAAAACGUUCUCGAGGAUUUGGUUUCAUAACAUUUAAGGAUUCCGUCAUGGUUGACAGAGCACAGGAAUCCCGACCUCACAUUGUAGAUGGAAAAACCGUCGAUUCAAAACGUGCCUUGCCACGACCAGAAGUUGGUACAACAGAAGCAAAUUCUUCAGUUAAGAAAGUAUUUGUUGGCGGUCUUAAAGAGUAUCACGACGAACAAUGCCUCAAAGAACAUUUCCAACAGUUUGGCAAUUUAGUGGGCGUAAAGAUAUUAACAGAUAAGAAUACUGGACGUAAGCGUGGCUUUGCAUUUGUAGAAUUUGAUGAUUAUGAUUCAGUUGACAAAGCAGUAUUAUACAAAAAUCACACAAUCAAAUAUGUUCUAGUAGAUGUUAAAAAAUCAAACUAUAAACAAGAACAAGCUAAAAAAUUAGCUGCUCAACAGCAGGGCGCACCCAUUGGCAUGAUAUCCGCUGUGCAAGCAGCGCCUGGUGGUUAUCAACAGCAGGCAUCGGCAUACAAUCAACAAACAGCAUAUGGUUAUGCACCUGCUCCCAACUACAAUGGCUGGGGUUCGGGUUAUGCUCAAGCACCGCAAGCAGCUUAUCAACAGCCUGCCGCAUAUGGUGCCUACGCCGCUCCCCCACAAACAUCUUCUCAACCCCAAUGGAAUACAACAACGUAUGGUGCACCACAGGCAAGUUGGGGGCAAAAUGGUUACGCUGCACCACCCGCAGCCGUUCCCGUAGCUCCUGCAGCUGUGCCAGCAGCCAAUGGCUGGAAUACAUCGGCAGCAUCUCCAACAAAUAGUGCCCAAAACUUUGGCAGUUACCAACAGACAUAUAACGGUGGCCCCCAGAAGGCUGGUAGCUUGCAGGGUAAUCGUAUGAAUCCAUAUAGCGUGGCAGCAGCACCUACUUAUGGCAAUUAAGAUGUUUCUCUCUCUAUAUAUAUUUAUAAAUAUAUAACACUUAUUUAAGAAUGUAUUAGAAAAACAAGUCUCAUAAUUAAGAUCAUCUGAGUAAGGAGUGAGAUAAAUAACAGAAAAUUAAAACCUAAAACAUAAAAAUAAUUUUAAACAAAACAAAACAAAAAUCUAGUUGCUGAGAAUGAAAUUACUAUAAAGGACAAAUCUAUGAAUUAUAUAUUUAUAUGUAUUUAAAUAUAUAUACAAAUAAUUUUAUUCAUCACCAAUAUAUAUAUAUAUAUUAUAUACAUACUAUAAAUAUAAACAACUUUUAAACCACAACAAUAACAACAACAACGAUUAAAUCAUAAACAAUUGUUGCCAAUCUACCUAAAACUACUCUAAUUACAACAACUACAUACCAUAUCUAACCAUAUAUGAGAAGUAAUAUUAUAAAGAUCCUCUUUUUCGGAAAAAAAGUCAAUACCACGCCACUGCUGCUACCGAGUGGAAUGAGGAUGGGAAUCGUGAAACAAAAUUAAGGGAAAAGAGGAAAAAUAAAGAUGUUACAUCAGAAAAAAGAGCAAUUUUAAUUUAUAUUAUAUUGUAUAUUACAUACAUAUAUUUUUCAAUUUUAUUAUUACAUAAUUGCAUACAUACAUACAAUAUAUAUAUAUAUAUAUACAAUAAAAAAAAUAAGUAUAUAUUUCUAUAUUUAUUUUAUUUUUUAAAUUUGAAUUGAAUUUUUAUUUUUUUUGUUUUAUAUGUGCAACAAAGAUCCAACUAUUUUUAAUAUAAAUAAAUUCCAUAAUAUACUUAUGUAUAUAUGUAUGUGUGUAUAUUACAUUAAUGAAUUACUUGCUUUUAUUAUAUUAUUAUCCCACAUUAUGUUUAUUUUUUUCUACAUUUCCAUAUACACAUUUUUCAUAAUUGUGUUUAAAAGAAAUAUUAAAUAAAAUCAAUCAAUAAUUUUUUUUACCCCAACAUUUCAAUACUUAUAAUUAUAAUGUAUAACAUAUGAAGUAAAUAAAAUAUAAAUAAUUAUUAUUAAUAUAUCCAUA
Messenger RNA from Calliphora vicina (urban bluebottle blowfly), 2264 nucleotides. Its product is annotated as ribonucleoprotein RB97D-like. The transcript has 5 exons. The coding region runs from base 118 to 1227 and encodes 369 amino acids. Gene Ontology annotation, biological process: regulation of gene expression. The record is from RefSeq and is a predicted model, not a curated record. Gene Ontology annotation, molecular function: RNA binding. Gene Ontology annotation, cellular component: chromatin; nucleoplasm. Lineage: Eukaryota; Metazoa; Arthropoda; Insecta; Diptera; Calliphoridae.